AUGGUCAUCUAUCCAUUAUUAUUUCUCAGUAUGCUCUAUAUUGAAAUCGUUCCGCGUGGUUCGUUCUCGUUCUAUUUCUUUGUCAUGGUUCUUUGUUCGUUUGUUUGUUCGGGUAUUGGUCAAUUAGUAUCGGUGAUUUUCGAUCGAACAGAAUAUGCAUAUCUCGCCGGAACAAUCUUCGCUCUGUUAUCAUGUCUUCUGUCGGGAUUUAGUCCGACAAAAGAUGAACUGAAACAAGGUGGUUUUAUUGUUAUUUUUUCAUUUUCGCGGCAUGUGCAAAGUUUAUUGUUUCGACAUGAAUCGAAACUUUAUCUGGAAGCAUUGGAAUCCAAGGAUCACAUAUGGGGAACGUCGGUUGAAGGUAUUCAUAAGAAUUUCGACUUCAAUAAUAGUGAAAAUCCGCGUUUUUGGAUGAUUCUCAUUGGAUUUCUUUUGCGUGCAUUGACAUUUGCUUUUCUCUAUGGCAAAUCAGAAUAUCGUUCGAAAGCUCGCUUCUACGUAACGAAUCUUCUACCCAAUUUGAAAAGUCUUCUUACAUGUGAAUCACGUCGAGAUCGUCCUUUCAAGCAUCAAGCUAAUCGUCCAGACGUUCUACCUUCAUCUUCUUUCAAAUAA
This is a messenger RNA of Adineta ricciae, 615 nucleotides long. The record is from the annotation of a GenBank genome assembly. Lineage: Eukaryota; Metazoa; Rotifera; Eurotatoria; Adinetida; Adinetidae.